CUAGUAGCUCCUGAAGAACAAUGGCUACUCCAAAGCUCAAAAUUUUGAUAGUUAUGCUACUUGCGACCCUAUCAUUCCAAGCAUCAGGACAAUUUAUGGAAUGGUGCAUAGCUGAUGAACAGACCCCAGAUGAUGUGCUGCUGAGGGCAAUGGAUUGGGCUUGCCAUGUGGGAGGAGUAGAUUGCAGCAAGAUACAAGUGAACCAGCCCUGUUUCCUUCCAAAUACAGUGAAGGAUCAUGCCUCCUAUGUCUUCAACGAUUACUAUCAGAAGUACAAACACAAAGGAGGAUCUUGCUAUUUCAACUCUGCUGCAAUAACCAGUGAUCUUGACCCAAGCCAUGAUUCUUGCAAGUUUGAGUUUAUCCCUUGAAUGAAGUUUGGAGUAAUAUAUAUUCGCAAAGUGAAGACAAUAAUGAAGUCCAUGAAAUGUUCUGUCUGUGUAUCUUAUAUUGUUGUAAAAUGACAUUGAAAUUUUAAUUUUCUGCAAU
This is a messenger RNA of Trifolium pratense (red clover), 489 nucleotides long. Its product is annotated as glucan endo-1,3-beta-glucosidase 4-like. The record is from RefSeq and is a predicted model, not a curated record. Lineage: Eukaryota; Viridiplantae; Streptophyta; Magnoliopsida; Fabales; Fabaceae. Bases 21 to 371 code for a protein of 116 amino acids. The transcript has 3 exons.